AUGGCGGCGCCGUGGCCGCUGCCGGUGCUGGCGCUGCUGGCGGCGGGGGCGGCGCUGGGCGAGGCCGGGGGGCUCUGCCGGGGGGGAACCGGCACCGGCACCGGCGCCAGGGCCGGUGACACUGAGAGCUGCCGCGUGAGCCUGACCCUGGAGCACUCCUUCGAGCUGGAUGACGUUCCGCGGUUCCGCCGCCGGGGGUCGCUGUCGCUGAGCUGGGGCCCCGAGCCCGCGCUGGCGCUGGCGCAGAAACCGCUGGGGGAGGAGGAGAGAGCGCGGCUCAGGGAGGUGGCAGCGCGGGACGGGCUGUACCGCGUGCGCGUCCCCCGCAGGCCCCCGGGCCCUGGUGAGGACGGGGACACCGAGUUUGUCACCUCCUUCGUGAGGGCGUGUGCCCUGCUGGAGUCGCACCUGUCGGACCAGCUGUCCCUGCACCUGGACGUGGCCGGGCACGUGGUGGCCCUGGCCGUGGUGGCCGCCCCUGGCACCUGCAGGGGCACCUGGGUGCAGGACGAGCACCUGGAGCUCUUCAACACCUCGGUGGCGCUGAGACAGCCCCAGCCCCGGCCACGU
Camarhynchus parvulus is the source of this 570-nucleotide messenger RNA. It is a transcript of the gene EMC10, whose product is annotated as ER membrane protein complex subunit 10. The annotation marks the transcript as partial. The record is from RefSeq and is a predicted model, not a curated record. The transcript has 5 exons. Lineage: Eukaryota; Metazoa; Chordata; Aves; Passeriformes; Thraupidae. Gene Ontology annotation, cellular component: EMC complex.